CGUGCCAAGGGCGCUGCCGCGGCCGGCGUUGGCGUUGGCGUCGGCGUCAGCGUUGGCAGCGGCAGUCGGUACAAGGUGACGGCACGAUGUGUGCCGGAGGUGAGCAUCACAUCGCCGACCAUCGCCGGCCAGCAACAGCUGCAUCAGCAACAACAGCUGCAACAUGAUGCACCGAACAAACACAUUACGCUGCUGCGCAGCCGCUCACAGCCGACGUCUAACAGCAUUUUCUCGCCAGGCUUAGGCAUAGCCGUGGGCAACGCCACUCUGGUCGAGGAGGAGGACUUUAGUUUGCUGACCGCCGAGCCUGGCAAUUGGUCGGCCAGUGGCAGCGGCGCUGCCAAGAACGUCUUGCAGCGACAGCUGGCAACCACGACGCAACUGGACGAGCAACAGCAGCAGCAACAGCAACAUCAGCAACAAGAGGAUCAGGAGCAGCAGCAAUUGCAAUCAAUUGGAGGCGACAUUGAGGCACCCAACGAGUUAACGCCGCUGGUGGAGGAACAUUGCGCCGCUGCCACCGCCGCCACCACACACAGCACCACGGGCACCACAACGACCAACAGCUACAGCCACAACUCGAAGACGACACGCUCGUGGCCGGUGAUCUAUCGCAAUCCGCAUCACUGCGACUACGAGGCGCUGUACGUGCAACAGCCUCCAGCAUCAGCGCAACAGCAACCAUCUUCGCAAUCCUUCAAGCAGAACUGUUACUCCAAUCAGUUCAAGCAAUCGAUCGUCUACUCCAGCAGCAAUGAGGAGCUGCCCGGUGGUGCGGGACCAGAGUUAACCGAUUUGACGCCACGUCAAACUACUUGCUACUAUUUUGCGCCCAGUCGGCACAAUAGCAUUUAUGAGCAUCCCUCGUCCGUCGUUGGCGGCUCCUUGCAAUUUGACGCCGCUGGCAACGCAGCAACUACAGCGGCCGCAGCUGCUGCCGUUGAGAGUCUGAGACGCAGCAACAGUAUUUUACUGCGGCAGAACAGUUGCGCCAAGGUCAUACAGCGUCGGGGGAGCGGCAGUGCUGGAGGUGGUGUUGGUGGAUUGGACACAUCCACAUCGCUCAGUUCGCAUAUGGACGGUCUCGGCAUGGGCAGCGGAACAGGCGCCAGUGCCUGUUGCUCCAGCUGCUGCAUGGGACCGCCGCCAGUGUUGUUCCUCUUUGUCACACUCCUGAUGACAACCAGCGCCACGGCGAUGCUGUGUGCUGCUAUCAUGACUGAUCACUGGGAGCACGUGACUUGGGAUCGCAACAGUCUCGAUCGUUACUCCAAUCGUUCUGGGCUGCAUCUGGAGUGGCUGCUCGAUGAAAAGGUCGCUGUGCUCAAACCGGAUAAAAGGGCCGAUCAUCGCUUUCGACGGGAUUCAGUGUUUCUGGUACCGAUGCACGGCGGCAUUUGGACAUUGUGCAUUGAUCUGCCCAUGCAGCAGCUACAGGAGCUGCGGCGCAAUCCAAAAUUUCCACGCGGUGCGCCACCGUGUGUCAACUAUCUGGCUGGGUCCAUGGAGAACGCGCGUGGCGAGGAGCAGCGCAACGAUUGGCAGCACAGUGAGUCACAGGUCAUCACACUGCAGCCGCAUCUGAGAAUGCAAAACCUGUCCAUAUCCUGUUCACUGGUCUGCCUCAUCAUCCUGGGCAGCGCUGCUUUGGUAGGCGCCUUUGGCGUCUGUCAGCGUCAAAUCAGUGCCAUUCUCAUCACGGGAGUCAUGUAUCUGCUGGCAGCUCUCUUUGCGCUGUUUACGCUCAUGAUCAUCCACUUUAAACGGCAGCAAGGGCGCCCCAUGCUGGACAGCGAUUACGAUGGCACCGUCGACGGGAUUGUGGCGCGUCCCGGUGGCGUGGCCAUUGUGGCCAAGCCGCUGCUGGGCUCCCGCGUGUUCCUUACCUCGUGGAGCCUCGAUCUGGGAUGGGGCGGUGUAGUGUUGUGUGCGAUCACAUCGGUGCUAUGGAUUCUGCUGUCAAAGAUCAUGCGCUACAACCCGUUCUCGGCCUUGAUGAUUUAGCUAAACGCCCUGCCGCUCGGCGGCUAUGGCAGCUACGAUAGUUAUGGCAGCUAUGGCAGCACCACCAACAGCAGCAGUGGCAGCAGCAGCGGCGCCAGUGCCAGCUAUUUGUUGGGUGUGGGUGCCACAUCGUCGACGCGGCAAGCGGAGCAUCGGGGCAAGGGCAAAUACAUACUCUGAGCUUCCCCCAAAUUUCCCUUCUAUUCUUCUACAUAAUUAAUCCUGUAUUUUUCCCUUCUCAUCUUUGGUUAAAAAAUGUACCAAAACCAAAAAAAAAAACAAAGAAAA
This is a messenger RNA of Drosophila nasuta, 2292 nucleotides long. RefSeq lists its product as uncharacterized. The record is from RefSeq and is a predicted model, not a curated record. The annotation marks the transcript as partial. The transcript is spliced from 4 exons. NCBI's taxonomy places the organism in Eukaryota, Metazoa, Arthropoda, Insecta, Diptera, Drosophilidae.